Colletotrichum truncatum is the source of this 1005-nucleotide messenger RNA. RefSeq lists its product as uncharacterized. Lineage: Eukaryota; Fungi; Ascomycota; Sordariomycetes; Glomerellales; Glomerellaceae. The record is from RefSeq and is a predicted model, not a curated record. Gene Ontology annotation, biological process: U6 snRNA 3'-end processing. Gene Ontology annotation, molecular function: 3'-5'-RNA exonuclease activity. Gene Ontology annotation, cellular component: nucleus.
AUGGCUCUUGUUGACUACUCCUCAUCCGACUCGGCCUCUGAGGCCGGUUCACCCCCGGCCAAACGCCGCAAGGCCACCGUCGGUGAGACCCACAGUAGAGAGUCGGACGGCACGGCUGCCAGUGCCGACAAACACAAGGCCACCAAGCCGCCCGACGCCUCAUCGACUUCACGACAGCAAGACGGCAACUCUGCACUCCCUCCUCUCCCCGAUGAAUUUCAUGACUUGUACGCUUCGACCGUGCGAACCAGCACCUCCGAUGAUCCUUCUCUCCAUCAGGGCCGGAAGCGAGCUAUUCCCCAUAUCGUUGGUAACUGGCCCUCUCAUGUCUACAUUGAGUGGCAUCCGACCGCAUCCCAACAUGCGCUUCUUACAUCUCUGCUUGAGAAAAUAGAGCCUUUGCUCAGCGCCCAGAAGCUACAUCCCCUACUAACAUCAGACCUUAACGCUCCCCUCCCUCUCCACGUUUCGCUUUCACGCCCGCUCUCCUUAACCACAGCCCAAAAAGAUGACUUCCUACCCGCCCUUACCUCAUCAGUCACACCAGCCGUAGAGCCAUUCACCUUAUCACCAAGGGGCAUAGGCUUCUUCAAGUCCCCAGAUUCGGACCGUGCCUUCCUUGUUCUCCGUGUCGCAAACGCCCUCGCCUCGAAGAACAACAACAGCAGCAAUGGCAAGAACCCACAGCUCCGCACCCUGUUGAACAAGUGUAACGCCGUCGCCCUUCGCUUCGAUCAGCAACCGCUGUACCAGACUCGCGCGACGGAGCUAGUCGACGACGCCUUCCACGUCAGCAUAGGCUGGACAUUUGGCCUGCCGGCUGAAGACGCGUGUCUGCAAACCUACGGCAUGCUGAAGCUUCCUGAUUUCCAAAGUAUCAAGGAGUGGGAGAUUAUGGUGUCUGGCAUCAAGGCCAAGAUUGGGAACACCGUUACUCACAUUCCUUUACGAGAUGGCAGAGGUUGUAAGAAGAGGAAUGGGGAGGGGGACGGGUUGUUCGGAUGA